UGUUCGCUGAGUGUUAGGAUGAGAGAGAUGAUGAUGAUGAUGAGGAUGAGGUGGGGGAUGAAGGCUCGGCUCGCGGCUGUCAGAGGCUUUCAUGAGCGGACAGUGGCAGUGAGUUUAGCGGACAGGAGGAUGGAGAUCUCCACUGGGAAACUGGCCCGCUUCGCUGACGGCUGUGCGGUGAUCAAGCUGGGGGAGACGUCAGUGAUGGUGACUGCGGUCAGUAAGACCAAACCGGCCGCCGCUCAGUUCAUGCCGCUCGUGGUGGAUUACAGGCAGAAAGCAGCGGCUGCAGGACGGAUCCCCACCAACUACCUGAGACGAGAACUGGGCACCACAGACUCCGAGAUCCUGACCAGCCGGCUGAUCGGUGCGACAUGGACUGACGCUCGUGUGUUUGUGCUGAAGGUGCUGUGUAACAUCUUAGCCGCAGAUGGAGUCAACGACCCUGACAUUCUGGCCAUCAAUGGAGCGUCUGCGGCUCUGGCUCUGUCUGAUAUCCCCUGGAACGGACCCAUCGGAGCGGUGCGUGUGGGCCUCGUGGACGGAGAGUUCCUCAUCAACCCCACACGCUCAGAGAUGAGCGGCAGCAAACUCAACCUGGUGAUCGCUGGAGCCCCGUCCAGCCAAGUGGUGAUGAUGGAGGCGGCGGCUGAGAACGUCCUGCAGCAGGACUUCAGUCACGCGGUGAAGCUCGGAGUCAAGCACACGCAGCAGAUCAUCCUGGCCAUCCAGCAGAUGAGCAGAGACAUGAAGAUCAGCAAACGCUCUCCUGCCAGACUCUUCACCGCCUCCGCCGAGAUGCUGGACUACACACGCCAGUUGGCGUCUGAUAAGAUCUACGCUGUAUUUACAGACUUCACACAUGACAAGAUCUCCCGAGAUGAAGCGAUCAAUAAGAUCCGUCUGGAGGCGGAGGAGCACAUCAGAGAGAGGUUCCCGCAGUCAGAGUCCUUCGAGGUGGUGGAGGCUUUCAACAGCGUCUCCAGAGAGGUCUUCAGGAAUCUGGUUCUCAGUGAAUACAGGCGGUGUGACGGCAGAGAUCUGACGUCUCUGCGCAACAUUUCCUGCGAGGUGGACGUCUUCAAGCCUCUCCACGGCUCGGCUCUCUUCCAGAGGGGUCAGACACAGGUGCUGUGCUCCGUCACGUUUGACUCUCUGGAGUCCAGUAUGAAAUCAGACGCGAUAACCACCGCGCUCAGUGGCGUCAAAGACAAGAACUUCAUGCUGCACUAUGAAUUUCCUCCGUAUGCCACCAAUGAGAUCGGGAAGAUGGGAGGAGCGAACCGGCGGGAGCUGGGUCACGGAGCGCUGGCGGAGAAGGCGCUGAGGCCCGUCGUUCCUCCAGAUUUCCCCUUCACCAUCCGCGUCACGUCUGAGGUGCUGGAGUCUAAUGGCUCGUCUUCCAUGGCCUCGGUGUGUGGCGGCAGUUUAGCGCUCAUGGAUGCAGGUGUGCCCAUGUCCUCCGCUGUAGCCGGAGUCGCCAUCGGCCUCAUAUCUAAAGCCCAUCCUGAGAAAGCGUCAGAGAUCCAGGACUACAGGCUGCUGACUGAUAUUCUGGGAAUAGAGGACUACAACGGAGACAUGGACUUCAAGAUGGCAGGCAGCAGUAAAGGGAUCACGGCUCUGCAGGCGGACAUUAAGGUCCCGGGGCUUCCUCUGAAGAUCGUGAUGGAGGCCAUACAGCAGGCCACAGUGGCCAAACGGGAGAUCUUAGGCAUCAUGAAUAAGGUCAUCGCCAAACCCAGGAGCUCCAGGAAGGAGAACGGCCCACUCGUUGAGAACGUCAAAGUGCCUCUAUCUAGACGAGCUCUGUUUGUGGGUCCGGGAGGAUUCAAUCUGCGCAGACUGCAGGCUCAGACAGGUGUGACCAUCUCUCAGGUGGAUGAGGAGACGUUCUCCGUGUUUGCUCCGACGCCCGGCGCCAUGAGUGAAGCGCAGGAGUUGAUCCGAGCCGUCUGCAGAGAUGAUCAGGAGCAGCAGCUGGAGUUCGGAGCCGUGUACACAGCCACCGUCACAGAGAUCAGGGACAUUGGCGUGAUGGUGAAGCUCUAUCCCAACAUGAGCGCUGUGCUCCUGCACAACUCCCAGCUGGACCACAAGCGGAUCAAGCACCCCAGCGCUCUGGGACUGGAGGUCGGGCAGCAGAUCCAGGUGAAGUAUUUCGGCCGAGACCCCACGGAUGGCAGGAUGAGGCUGUCUCGUAAGGUGCUGCAGUCUCCGGCGGCGGCGGCGGUGAGGAGUCUGAGCGACAGACACAGCAUCUCUGUAGGAGCGUCCGGAGAGCAGAGCCCAGACUCAUAGAGCAGCUCACCUGCACCUUACUGAACACACUGUAUUUUAUAAUAAACACUCUUAUUACACA
Sinocyclocheilus anshuiensis is the source of this 2362-nucleotide messenger RNA. RefSeq names its product polyribonucleotide nucleotidyltransferase 1 (gene pnpt1). The transcript is spliced from 27 exons. The record is from RefSeq and is a predicted model, not a curated record. Gene Ontology annotation, cellular component: mitochondrion; cytosol. The annotation marks the transcript as partial. Gene Ontology annotation, molecular function: polyribonucleotide nucleotidyltransferase activity; RNA binding; 3'-5'-RNA exonuclease activity. NCBI's taxonomy places the organism in Eukaryota, Metazoa, Chordata, Actinopteri, Cypriniformes, Cyprinidae. Gene Ontology annotation, biological process: mitochondrial RNA 3'-end processing; mitochondrial mRNA catabolic process.